Cydia splendana is the source of this 1805-nucleotide messenger RNA. Its product is annotated as EEF1A lysine methyltransferase 1. The transcript has 5 exons. The coding region runs from base 165 to 809 and encodes 214 amino acids. Gene Ontology annotation, molecular function: protein-lysine N-methyltransferase activity; nucleic acid binding. NCBI's taxonomy places the organism in Eukaryota, Metazoa, Arthropoda, Insecta, Lepidoptera, Tortricidae. Gene Ontology annotation, biological process: methylation. The record is from RefSeq and is a predicted model, not a curated record.
ACUGUCAAAAUUGACAAAAGCGUCUAAAUGAAAGCGAAACCUAUGUGGAUUUGAAUAGUUUUCGUCUAAGUAAAAGCGUAAACAUUUGAGUUUUUUGCAUACCCACCUAAAGGAGAUAAUUCGGCAACUUUUAAAUCACAUUUUAGCACUAGAACUGAGAAAAGAUGGAUGAUGAUGAUGAUGUACCAGCACUGUCUGCGGAGACAUUUGCAGCACUUCAGGACUUUUAUGCAGAGCAGCAGAAGAGACAGGAAAUACUUGACAAGUUACAGGCUGAGGACAAGCUGAAGGAAAACAUACUUUUUGAUGAGAAUUGGCAACUAAGUCAGUUCUGGUACGAUGAGGCCACAGUGCAGGCGCUAGUGAAAGUGGUGGACAAGGCAAUACUUGACGGAGGCAGGGUGGCACUGCUGUCCUGUCCCACACUCUUUGUGCCAGUGAAGCGGCAGCUUGGAGACCGCGCUACAGUAUCCCUUCUCGAGUUCGACCGGCGGUUCGAGGUGCACGCCCCCGACUUCAUCUUCUAUGACUACAACUUCCCUGACAAGCUGCCUCCGGACCUGGAGCGGUACGACCUGGUUGUAGCUGAUCCUCCAUUCUUGUCUGAAGAGUGUAUCCAGAAGACCUCACAGACAAUCAAACUGUUGGCCAAGGACAAGAUCGUAGUGUGCACAGGGGCGGUGAUGAAGGAAAAUGUUGAGAAACUCUUGGAUUUGCGGAUAUGCGGGUUCCAGCCGCGCCAUAGGAACAACUUAGCCAACGAGUUCGCGUGUUACGCUAAUUUUGAUCUAGAUGGCGCUUUAAGGUGAUGCUCUGGUUGGACAUUCAUUGAAAGGGUCAGAAGGGCCAGAUUGCAAAACUCAUAAGAUAUAUUUUUCUCUCCCCUUCAAAUCGUAUUCAACGUAUGAUGUUAUUGACGCUAAUACUACAGAAUACAUGAUAGUACUACCGUACAGAAAGGACACUUCCUGCAAAGCCGAAGUUUGACAGCGAAUCAGGGUCGAAUCAUGCUAUCCCUUUCUAAUGUAUGGCACUAUCCCUUACGGCUAUUUAGGGUUGUCAAAAUUCAAGUGAUUAUAUCUGUGAUCGACGAUCGUGCACCCAAAAGGACGUCAAGUGGUGCCAACCCUAAUAAUUGCUCGGAGCAAUGCUGAGCCGAACGGAGCCGAGUUUACCCGAAGUCAGAAGUGUCUCCCCACUGCUAAGCCGCAAGCUAGGCUAUUACUGAACCGGUAAGCUCCAUCUUAGGCUCUGUCAUCACUUUGAAUCGCCAGAAAGUUUAGUUAAAAAAAAUAUGUAUACGCUCUUAUUCUCUUAGCAGCAAAGUUGUUUUCAUAUAAUUUUGAAGUUUCUCCUCUUAGCUACUUCUACCGCUAAUUGUACCUUAUACCUACCUAAUUUAUGAAUAUGCAUUAAAUGCAUAGCGUAUCGUAAGUCUCACGCCAAUUUUCAUUUUUGAAUUGUUUUGUUUUAGGUAUUCCAUUACAUUUUAUGUUUAUUUAAAAUAACUGAUAUUGCAUUUAGGGUUUUUCUGUUGGACAUAUGUGGCAAUUUUAUAGUGUUAAGUGUAAUGUUUUUUUUAUUUUAUAUGGUAUGUCUUUAAACAUAUUUAUACUUAAUUUUAAGUGUCAAAUAAAACGAAUAGAUAUUAAAACACAUUGCAUUUAUUGAUCUCUUAACAAUCGCACCUUGUUACAUUAUGCUGGUUAACUCUUAAUAAACUCUCGACCGUCAAACUGCCAUACCUUACAACUAGCCGACGAUUAUACUAUUUGUUUUCUUAUAUAUUUGACUUCACUUUUACU